This is a messenger RNA of Drosophila albomicans, 1810 nucleotides long. It is a transcript of the gene pinta, whose product is annotated as retinol-binding protein pinta. The record is from RefSeq and is a predicted model, not a curated record. Gene Ontology annotation, molecular function: phosphatidylinositol bisphosphate binding. Lineage: Eukaryota; Metazoa; Arthropoda; Insecta; Diptera; Drosophilidae. Gene Ontology annotation, cellular component: membrane. The transcript has 3 exons. The coding region runs from base 317 to 1144 and encodes 275 amino acids.
ACCUAUCUCAAUUUGAAAAAGUGCUGAUCACUCAUUUUCAUAAAUAGUUUUGUCUUAAUUCAAUUGCAACCGCACAUUUCACUCACGUAAGCUGAAUGUGCAGUGUGAGUGAAAUUAAUCUUCUUAUGGAUAACUAUAUAUAGAAUGUGGCUACCGGUAUUGACCAGUAUUAAUACGCUUUGCCCUUUUCUCGUUGUGGGGCAAAGAGUCCAAAAGCUACAAAUUUGCACAACCAAAAAAGCUUGCGUUGCAAUGACGCCGAUUAGUCGCAUACAAGCAUUCGAUCAGUACAAGUGCAAGCGGCGCAGCUGCAAUAAUGUCAGUGGGCAGCUUAAUUGAUAGUCUGGAUACGGAUGCAGAUGUGGAUAAUGUGACUAAGGCACAGGAAGAGGGAGUGCAGGAAUUGCGCAAUUGGUUGGAUGCUAACCCCGAAAUAAAUGGAUGCAAAACCUAUGAAAGCUUGUCUUUCUUUCUGCGCACAUGCAAAUUCGACUUGGAGCGCACCAAGAAGAAACUGCAAGUGUUCUAUCGAAUGCGUGCGGAGAGAAGCGAGUGGUUUGACAACUGCGAUCCCAUGCUGCCCGAAAUACAGGAGCUGCUGAAGCUAGGGGUGUUUCUGCCUGUCGAUGGUGUCGAUGAACACAAACGAAAGGUGGUCAUCAUCCGCACUGCGGUCCACGAUCCCAAGCGUCACACACAGAACAACGUAUUUAAGACUAGCAAAAUGAUAUUGGAUUUAUUGCUAAAACUGGAGCCAGACAAUUGUGCACGCGGCAUUGUGGCCAUCAUGGAUAUGGAAGGCGUGCAAUUGGGUCAUGCACUCCAGUUAAAUCCCAAGCUGAUCAAACGAUCCGUGGAGAGCUGGUCAGCUUAUCCAUGCCAGCCCAAGCUACUGGAAUUCACCAAUGCGCCGCGUCACGUCAACAUAUUUCUUAACACCUUUCGCGUCUUUAUGACAGCAAAGAUACGAUCCCGUGUCGUUGUUCGACGUGCUGGCACAACGGUCGUGUGUAAACAGCUGCCAAGGGAUUUGGAUGGACAAGGUGCCAGCUACAAAGAAUUGGCUAUGAAGUGGAAAAAGUUGCUCGAGACUCAUGCUGAAUUCUAUGUGGAGCAAGGCAAAUACAAAAGCAUACUCAAGUAAAUUGGAGCGUUCAAUUGGCGUACGCGAUUAGCGUGUGAUUAACCGAAUGUGAUUAGAAAUAGUACAUAUAAUAAACCUAUAUAUGCAUAUAGUAUAUGUUGAAUGCGUAGAUAAUAGUAGACCGGACACACAUAUGUACAAAUGCCUUUGUGUUGUAAUUAAGGUUUCGGUUAGACAUACAUAUAUUUAAAUAGCCGAUCUAAAAUAUUUGUGUAAUGUAUUUUUUGUUUUUUUUUUUUGAAUUUCCAAGUCCUUGUGUCCUUAUUAAAAUAAAGAUUGCAAUGCAUUAUAUUCUCAGUUUAUUUAUUAGUACAAAAUAGUAUAUCAAAAAUGUUGCAUCAAGUCUAUAAUUAUUAUCAUUCAUUGGGGCUAUCGGGUGCGGUCGUCUCCAAUCUCAAAUUUCCACCAUCCGCUGAUUGAAAUUAAUAAUAAUACGUACGCAUGCCAAAGAACAUAAACAAAUCAACUCACAUAGUUUGUUUUCAAACGGAUUUCAGCGGUUGUUUUUCUUGUUAAUACAUUAAUGCGUAUUGUCGAUUCUGUAUGUGUGUGUUUCAUUUUCUUUACAUAUAGUACAUACAUAUAUAAAUAUAAAUAUGUUUUAUAUCUCUUAAAAGUACGUGUCACAUAUAAAAAUAUAUAGUAGAUGCUAUUGCUGCUGCUAGU